AUGCAGGAAUUUGAUGGGUCAUGCACGGAUCAUUCUCAAUUUUCUCGUUCUUGGGGACUCAUUUUGGACAGUGGUAAGGAAAUAGUUUGUCUUUCGGAGUUUAUAAGGCACCCCUAUCCUACACCACCCUUUUUGAGACUAACAAUUUUUCAUGUUGAUGUAGGUGGUACUGGGCUGACCCCUGAAAAGAUCACAACAGUCUACUGGUUUAGCCGGGCUGAGGCGAUUUCCUUCUCCACAAUGGUCAUAGCUCAGAACCUUUUUAGGUUUGGUUUUGGCCCCGAUCCGACUAUCACCCUUGCUGCUGCCUUGACCGCCCCUCCCCUACUACCGAUAAGGACUCUUCUCUUACGGGUCUCAAAGAAGACAUUGCCAGCUCCUCAAGAAAGAAGAGGAAGAGACCCUAGGAGUCUUCCUUGUAUGGAAGAUGCUCUUCCUGUAGUAAGGUGA
Messenger RNA from Ilex paraguariensis (yerba mate), 450 nucleotides. NCBI's taxonomy places the organism in Eukaryota, Viridiplantae, Streptophyta, Magnoliopsida, Aquifoliales, Aquifoliaceae. The record is from the annotation of a GenBank genome assembly.